GGCCCGCCCUCUCGGCUCCCUCGCCUUCCUAUAAGAGAGCGAGGCAAUCGCGGCGGCCAGGUCGGGUCUCCUGUUUGCGAGGUUUCCUUACGCCCCGGGUAUGGCAACCGAGGACUUGGCCGCGCCGCCCUCCCCGCGGAAAGGGGGACGCUGCCCCGCAGUUAAAGCUGGAGGGAUGAGAGUUUCCAAGAAACUGGAGAAUGUACCUGUUGAAAGAAGUUCCAAAUUCUCUGGGAAGGAGAAGGCAAAGGGCCAUCCCCCAUCUGCUCCAGGGAACAAUACGGUCAGUUCUGCUAGUAUCCAAAAAAUGCAGAGCAUGGGUUUCUUGCUGGCAGACACACUGGAGAAACUUGCACAUAAACUUCCACCGGCUGCCUCACAAGUAGCACAUCAAAAGCCACGGCCUACCCUGGAGAAGAUUAUAAUGCCCAAAAGAACGUACAUUAUUCAACAGCCUUGGAAAUGCUAAAACGUGUAGAGUAAAAUAUUCAUAUAUUUGACAGACACCUUCUUAACUAACAGUGCUUUGCUAAGCAAGCUGUGAAUGGGCCAAAUGGUUCUGACAGUUUCUGUUUUGUAUUUCUCUUGCAAUAAAAACUGCGUACAUUU
Molecule: messenger RNA, 609 nt
Organism: Pogona vitticeps (central bearded dragon)
Lineage: Eukaryota; Metazoa; Chordata; Lepidosauria; Squamata; Agamidae
Gene: DAPL1
Product: death associated protein like 1
Biological process (GO): negative regulation of autophagy; cellular response to amino acid starvation; apoptotic signaling pathway
Molecular function (GO): death domain binding
Source: RefSeq, a predicted model, not a curated record